GUUGCGUUUCUGCAGUUACGCAUCUGACAGCUGCAGCAUCAGAUAGCAUCUGAAUUGAUGACAGCAAUUCUUCACCAGAACAGCACAAUACAACUGCACCCAAAGAUGCCGCAUUCCAUUCCCGGAGCAAAUUCAGCAGAAAACGACGAGGUACCUAUUGUUGCAGAGGAAAUGGAAACCGACGAAAUGCAAACAGAUGCGGAGGUCAACAAACCCAACGAGUCAAAUGUUACCCCUGCAGAAGAAAUGACAGCGGAAGAUGCGAUUGCAGAGCAGUUAAAGGACACCAAAGUCGCAGAAGCGAAACCAGAGGUCAAAUUGGAGGAUCUCUUCGCAGAUGACGAUUCAGAUGACGAGUUUGCGAGUUCCAAUAUCAAAGACACAAAAGUGUCAAGUUCACCACCAGAGGCACCCUCAUCGCCAGUGUUAGUGUAGAUGGAACUACUUGGCCAAUAGACAUAUACUAAUUUUUCGCAGAAAUAUAGGAACUCUAUCUCGAGCCACAGACACAGAUGUAAUGAGAGCCUUCUACCAGCGCUUAUUUCCCUGGCGAUCCCUUUUUCAGUGGUUGAACCACUCGCCCACCCCUUCGACAGAUUUUGGUCACCGGGAGUUCGCUUUCACGCUGCAGAACGACGCCUAUUUACGUUACCAGGCAUUUCCUACUGCAGAUCUGUAAGUUCAAUGACAUUUUAUGAGGCACUAAGCUAACGAAGAAAGUUUACGAAAAGACGUUCUCCGACUCAUGCCAUCUCGAUUUGAAAUUGGACCAGUUUACAACACGAAUCCUAGGGACAGAAAAACAUUGCGAAAAGCUUCCUCCUUCAAACCUCUAGCAAAAGAAUUAUGCUUCGAUAUCGAUUUGACUGAUUACGAUGAUAUUCGAACAUGCUGCGACAAGGCCAACAUCUGCAUCAAGUGUUGGCAAUUCAUCACAAUGGCCAUCAAGGUGAUUGAUAUUGCAUUGCGGGAUGAUUUUGGAUUCAAACAUAUUUUGUGGGUUUAUUCUGGUCGUAGAGGUGCCCACGCUUGGGUCUGUGACAAGAAAGCUCGUCAGAUGAAUGACCAGAAGAGGAGAGCAGUUGCAGGAUACCUUGAAGUCAUAAAAGGAGGGGCGCAAGGGGGCAAGAGAGUAGAUGUCAAAAGACCACUACACCCACAUGUAGCGUGAGUUUGCGCCACUUCAUCUGCUUUACGCUCAACUAAUUUUUUUUAGACGGAGUCUUGAUAUUUUAAAGUCACACUUUCAAUCCGAUAUCCUUGAAGAUCAGGAUCCCUGGGAGACAGAUGUGAAGUUUGCUCGACUCCUUGACUUACUACCAGAUAGAAGCUUGAAUGAAGCUCUGAGAAAGAAAUGGAGCUCGGCCCCUGGACGAGCUUCGUCUGCAAAGUGGGCUGAUAUUGAUGCCCUAGCCAAGUCCGGAGCAAGCAAAAACCUGGAUUCAAAAGCCCUGCUGGAAGCCAAGCAAGAUGUACUCUUGGAGUACACAUACCCCCGACUGGAUAUUGAAGUAAGCAAGCACCUCAACCAUUUACUGAAAAGUCCAUUUGUUGUGCACCCAGGAACAGGUCGAGUCUGUGUUCCGAUCAAUCCAAAGAGGCUUGGGGAUUUUGAUCCCUUGGAUGUUCCAACAGUUACGGAGCUCUUGGACGAAAUCAAUGAAUGGACUGCCCCCGAAGGAGAAGAUGGUGGAAAAGUUGUGCAGGAUUGGGAGAAGACACGAUUGAAGCCAUAUAUGGAGCACUUUAGAUCUUUCGUGGCAGUUUUGAUGAGGGAUGAGGCGGGUGUGAAGGUAAAGAGGGAGCGAGAUGAUUCAGAUGCUAUGCAGUUUUAGGGUCAGGGAUCAGAUUGUCUUCUGGGGUAAUGCGAUGGGGCGUUUGGUCUGUGUUAUGAUAC
This is a messenger RNA of Hymenoscyphus albidus, 1897 nucleotides long. NCBI's taxonomy places the organism in Eukaryota, Fungi, Ascomycota, Leotiomycetes, Helotiales, Helotiaceae. The record is from the annotation of a GenBank genome assembly.